Messenger RNA from Scutellospora calospora, 1146 nucleotides. NCBI's taxonomy places the organism in Eukaryota, Fungi, Glomeromycota, Glomeromycetes, Diversisporales, Gigasporaceae. The record is from the annotation of a GenBank genome assembly.
AUGGCAAGUCCACAAACAGAAGUGUCAAAUAAAACUUCUGGCGAGCCAAUUUAUACAUGGUCUGUUAAAGAGUUUCAAGACCUAUAUACUCGUAUGGGAACAGGUGCCUUUAUGAUGAGUGAACGAUUUUCUUCUCCUUUACCAGUAACUAUCGAUCCAGAAACUGGUGAGAAGGACCCCAUUCACUGGUGGCGUCUCGUUCUAUAUCCACAUGGCUACGCGAAUCAACCCGAUUAUUUAGCAGUAUUUCUUACUGCUUUUCGGUCAGAGUAUGAAAAAAAAAAUCAAGUUAAAUCUAGAACGGUUCAACGAUUUUGGUUCGAAUUGUAUCGGGUUGAUAAUCCUGAUAUUAAAUCCAAAAAACUUACACAUCUUGCCAUAAGAAGUUUCAAGAAAUCUGAUUUCGUUUUUGAAAGUCGGGAUGAUAUUCAUACUUUAGGUACUAGAAAAUUUGUACCUUUUACCGAAAUUUUUGCUGAUGGGAAGAGUAAUAGUAAUGUUACAUUGGUUAUACGGGUGCAUAUCAUCAAUGAAGAUCCAUUUACGAAAGAUACUUUAAGUGAUGGAGGAAAAUUGAACGAAAUAAGACCAAAACCAUUUUUAACUUCUUUUGAAAAGUAUUUUAUGGAUGAAAGAUACUGUGAUGUCGAGUUUGAAUUUGAUUGUGGGUCUAAAAUUAAAUCGAAUCGACUUGCUCUUGCAAGUCGUUCAGAUUAUUUUGAUUCAUUGUUUAAAGAUGAAUGGAGUGCCCCCGGAACAGCGCCAAUUCAUGUUACAGGCAUGAAAUUCCAAGUUUUUAAAGCCAUUCUAUACUAUCUUUAUGCUGAUAAACUAGAAGACGAUAUAUCAAUAGACACAUUACAAAAUCUUUAUUUUGAUUCUGACGCAAGACAUUUAGAUGAUUUAAAAGAAUUGGCUGUACUCCGAAUGGGUGAAAUGGCUACCAUUCACAAUUGGGAUCAGAUAUUAAGAUUUUCUUUAAAGACCAAUGAAGAAAAAUUGAAAAAGAUUGUCAUGUUAUUCCUUAAAUACAAUUGGGAUGAAGUAAAACAGACGAAACAGAUGAAACGAAUGUUGAAAGAAGGAAAUCUUGAUUGGAUUAAUGUGAUUGAAAAUUUGGUUACCACAAAAAUCCUUGGAGAUUAG